AUUGCCGAGCAGACCACUUGCGAAACCAGCUGAAGACAGGAAGAAGACAGUACUUAGCUUUUAAAAGUUACUUUUUCUUUCUCCAUAAAAUUGCCCUGUAUUUUACAUACAUCGUGGUCAUCUGAUUUUCUAUGCUGCAGGAAAUGGACUUAAAUUAGAAAACAGGCUGUGUUCUAGAUUAUGACCUCAACCAAGAGCAAUCGCUACAACCGUUUCUCUGGAGGUGCAACAAACAUACCCACAGCAGACAAUACAAGUAUUACAAGAAUGGAAACUACUUUUGGUCCAGCAUAUUCCACUGUCACUACCAUCACUAAAGCUGAUGGAACAAAUACCUUCAAGCAGCAUCGGAGGACUCCAUCUUCUUCUAGCACACUGGCAUAUUCACCCAGAGAUGAAGAUGAUGCAAUGCCUCCAAUCAGUACUCCACGUCGAUCAGAUUCGGCCAUAUCUGUACGGUCCCUGCACUCGGAAUCGAGCAUGUCUCUCCGAUCUACGUUUUCUCUACACGAAGAGGAAGAUGAGCAGGAACUUCUGGUUUUUGCGGAACAGCCUUCAGUAAAAUUAUGUUGCCAACUUUGUUGCAGUGUGUUCAAAGAUCCUGUCAUCACUACAUGUGGACACACAUUUUGCAGAAGGUGUGCCUUAACAUCUGAAAAGUGCCCUGUUGACAAUGCAAAGCUGACCGUUGUGGUUAAUAACAUAGCUGUGGCUGAACAGAUUGGAGAGUUGUUCGUCCACUGUAAAUAUGGCUGCAGGCCAGCUUCAAAUGGGAAACCAGGGGCCUUCGAGGUUGACCCACGAGGAUGUCCAUUCACUGUAAAGUUGAGCGGUCGAAAAGAUCACGAGGGCAGCUGUGAUUAUAGGCCAGUUCAUUGUCCGAACAAUCCAAACUGCCCACCACUGUUGAAAAUGAACCUUGAUUCCCACCUUAAACAAUGUGAACACAUCAAGUGUCCCCACUCAAAAUAUGGGUGUGUGUUUGUUGGGAAUCAGGACACCUACGAAGCCCACUUAGAGGUGUGCAAGUUUGAGGGUCUGAAGGAGUUCCUGCAGCAGACAGAUGAUCGCUUUCACGAGAUGCAAGUAGGGCUGGCUCAAAAGGAUCAGGAGAUCGCCUUCCUUAGGUCAAUGCUGGGGAAACUCUCUGAAAAACUUGACCAGCUGGAGAAGUCGCUGGAGCUGAAAUUUGAUGUUUUGGAUGAAAACCAAAGUAAACUCAGUGAGGACCUAAUGGAGUUCCGCAGGGAUGCCUCAAUGCUAAGUGAUGAACUUUCACAUAUCAAUGCCAGAUUAAACAUGGGAAUCCUGGGUUCUUAUGACCCUCAGCAGAUAUUUAAGUGCAAGGGUACCUUUGUGGGUCACCAAGGACCAGUUUGGUGUUUGUGUGUCCACUCUACUGGCGACCUGCUCUUCAGUGGCUCUUCGGAUAAAACGAUCAAGGUAUGGGAUACCUGUACCACAUACAAAUGCCAGAAGACUCUAGAGGGACACGAUGGAAUAGUCUUAGCCCUUUGCAUUCAAGGGAACAAGUUGUACAGUGGCUCAGCAGACUGCACAAUAAUUGUUUGGGAUGUUCCAGCUUUGCAAAAAGUCAACACCAUUAGGGCACACGACAAUCCAGUUUGCACUUUGGUAUCAUCACAAAACAUGCUCUUCAGUGGCUCACUCAAAGCAAUUAAGGUUUGGGACAUUGUAGGCACAGAUCUAAAUCUGAAGAAGGAGCUAACUGGUUUGAAUCACUGGGUGCGUGCACUGGUGGCUUCUCAAAACCACCUUUACAGUGGAUCCUACCAAACAAUCAAGAUAUGGGACAUAAGAACUCUGGAAUGCGUGCAUGUACUACAGACCUCUGGAGGGAGUGUUUAUUCUAUCGCAGUUACUAAUCACCACAUUGUGUGUGGGACAUAUGAAAACCUCAUCCAUGUAUGGGAUAUAGAAUCUAAAGAGCAGGUUCGAACUCUGACAGGCCACGUAGGCACUGUAUAUGCCUUGGCUGUGAUUUCAACACCAGAUCAGACGAAAGUCUUCAGUGCAUCUUAUGACCGAUCGCUCAGGGUUUGGAGUAUGGAUAACAUGAUCUGUACGCAGACCUUGCUCCGUCACCAAGGCAGUGUCACUGCACUAGCCGUCUCCAGAGGACGCCUCUUCUCGGGUGCAGUGGAUAGCACGGUUAAAGUGUGGACCUGUUAGGACUCAAGAUUUUCUAAAUGGACUGCAGCAUCCUGCGUGGCUUGACUUUCUAAUGUGGAGAUUGUUGGAAUGGAAGCAAAGCCACCACAAGUUGGCAGCCACACUGCAAUCUGUUCUAAGAUUGCUGUCCGAUUGUGUUUUUGUAGUCUUAUCAGCAUGACAUGCUUUGUACAGAAAGGCGCUGCAGGGGGAAAGUGACACACUCAUAUUGCCAGCACACUAGAAUUAGCAAAGUUCGUAAGGGAUUGAUUGAAGGUGGUUGAGAAGAACACAAGGUGGUCAAAGAUGGGCACUGUAGACUGCCCUUCAUAAUUAUCAUAGGGUUGAAUUUUUUUGAAGAUAAGUGUGUCACUGCGUGUAGGUAUAGGAGCCUGCAUUCAGGUGUGUUUGUACUUCACCAGAAUCUGACGAACCAGGUUCAGACCCACUCUGCACUAUUGAAAAUGAAAGUUGCUGGGAAAUGUCUUGCAGCUCACUGCAAGUGUCCCACUACAGCGACAUAGUAGGUGACUGUACCUGUCAUUAGCCUUGCAGUCUCUGCAUGUUAUUUCAUGCUCUUUGAAGUGCACACCCACAGAAAUGCUGCUUCAUGAGCCGCAGGCAAGUGAAACCUUCAACCCAUAUAUUAGCCAACCUUAAUUUGAUCCGUGUUUACUUUUAUAAGAACAAUUUGUAUUAUCGCAAGGCAGGAAGAUCAUCGAAGCUGUGAUCCCUUUACCUUCUGAAUGCCUUCUUAAAACAAAUUGUAACGAGACAGCUGUAAUGAGGUACGAUUUCUCCAUCACUGCUUCCUCACUUGGCAAAUCCAGUAUUCCAAAAACCAUCCUUUGCCAAUGUUUUAGCAGCUGAGACAUAUAGCAACAAUUUCACAUUGAAAGUAAUAUCUACUGCUGCUACAUGCUCACUUCUGUUUUUAGUGCUUUAUAAAGGAUCUUUACACAAUUGCUGUAAGAAUGAAAUUAACAAGGCUUUAAAAUCAGGCUGGCUGCAGCAAGCUUCGUAAACAAUCAGUGUUGUGCAAUUAUUGAUUUUCACACUCUGUAUGUGAAUUUUAAUAGGAUGAUUAAAUAGAUGUGAAUAGGAAGAUGGAAUUGUCCGAAGCUCCCAUUCUAUUUCUUUUUGAAAAUGAAAAUCUACAAGGCUUUUCCUCCCACUGGGUCUCCCUGAAAACUCACUGAUUAAUGUACAGAAUGGAACAGUACUGAGCUAAAGAAUCCAGGUAAGGUCAGGUCAGCCAGGGUAACAAUGAGGGCUGUUGUAUUUGUCCUCUCCAUCCCAAAGCUAAGAGAGCUGAAAUUCAUCCAGGGCUCCCACUCUGGAUUGACAUCUAGUGACAUUCAUUAUAAAUAUGCACUGUAUGGAUUUCAGGCUGAAUGCACUUGUGCAAGAGGUUCAGAGAUUAGACACCAGGGGCAAAGCACACUGGCACUUCAUGAAAGUCACCGACUUGAGAGAGGAUAAGACGAAAGUUGUGGGAAAGGUUCCACUUUUUUUCCCCAUGGACACAGGCUAUUGGAAGUUAGCAAAAAAAAAUCUUUAUGCAAUGUCCAUGAUGCAGUGGCUUUCUUCCAGUCAGGAGAGCCCUGGAACUGAUGUACAAUGUAAAUCAGGCAUUCGCGAACAAGCUUUGCCUCUUCCAGCACAAGAAAUCUCUGUUGUUUACUGACAGAAUGCAUGUAAACGCACAGUUUACAAUUAAAUAUAAAUCCAUACAGAUUCGGUGCAACCUUCAAUGCAACAAAACACCACCUGUAGAAAUCUUCAUUUUUCUUGUCUGUUAUGUGGCACAUGAUUUUAAAAAAAGACCCAGUCUAGACAUUAAACAAUUCUACUUGUUCAGCUGCUCUAUAUUAAAGUGCAAGUCUAAAUUGUUGGCUUCUGGGAGUUAGAAUAAGGUUGAUGUGACAUAGAUUUACCCAAGGAAGGAUCCACCUGCUACAAAUGUAGUAUAUAUUUGACUAUAUCAAAUAUUUCAAUAGGAAUCAUUUAUACAAGUAUAGGUAUCAUGUGAUUUGAGAUUGUGAAUGAAAAUCGAUAUUCAAUAACCACAGUAUGGCUCUGGAUAUUGAAUAAAUGUUAGCUGUGUACAUGAGAAUUACAGGUAGACAUUUGUAGUUUACAACACAAGCAUAUGUUUCAACACAAUGAUUGAAAGUAUCCACAGUGAGAGUAUUUGGUUGAAAUUAGCCUAUUUAAAAAAAAAGUUUUUCUAAUGAGAUAAGUGCCUAAUUUUUAGAGCCCAUCUGUACCUGCAUUUAGCUCAUAAACACCAGUCACUCCAUUAGUUGUGCUAAAUCUACCUGUUGAGUGAACAGGUACGCGGUGAAAGAUUAUCAUAUUGACCAUUUCUGAAAUGCACUCUGUUUGAGACAAGAAAGUUUAUUCCCCAGUUUAUUGUGUUGAAUGUACAGGGUAAUUAGCAGCCCCAACCUUGUAACUGCAAUGUUAUGUGGCAGCAACAAUGUUCUGCAAGGAAACUGCAACUUAGUUGGUGCUGCACCUGUUGAAGAAGGGCUGCUUUCAUGUAACUUCUCAAAUUCUGCAUUGCAUGCAUACACGCGUGUUCAGCAUGGAUGUAUUUUAUAUUGAAACAGAGAAUGUCUGUUUUAAAUGCCUAUUUUUAAAAUCUUAAAUGUUUUAACGAAUGAUCAGUUAGGAAAACUGCAACAAAAGCAAAGCAGAAAAGGGUCAUGCAUUUUGCAUGCCUCGUUGUCUUGUUUUGUAGAACUAUCCAGAAAUGCCUUAUUUGGUUUAUUUUCAGGAGUUCAGUACUUGAAAACCAGCAGACUCUUACCUGUUAGAAAAGUGGUUUGAUCUGUUGCUUUUUGAGACAUCACAGAGAGAAACUUAAAAUUGUUGCCAAACACAACAAUUGUUGAUCAUAGCUGAUCAAGACAUGGGUUUCAAUUUGCCAUCCCAAUCCACUUCUUCCAUCGUCUCCUUUUAUCACAGAGUAGUUCUGUCCAAGCAAAACAGUGUGGCUGAUCAGUGAUGCGUUAAUCAAGUUGCCAAAAUAAUUUGUGUACAAGGCCCCCCCGUCUGCUGGGCAACAUUGAGGCAAAGCUACUGUCAACUACAAGUAUGUUCAUCUGUUUAUCUGCUGCUUCAAGCAUUGUCUGGUACACAACUAACCUAGAGAAGUAACCAAAGCUCCUUUCAGUAAUUUUGCACCUAUAUUGUGUUGAAAAGAUUGUGAAACUGAUGUGUUACGUGACUGUAGAUUUUUAUUAUUUUGUUAAAGUAUUCACAACAAUAAAUCAUCCUCCCUA
Pristis pectinata (smalltooth sawfish) is the source of this 5462-nucleotide messenger RNA. It is a transcript of the gene traf7, whose product is annotated as TNF receptor-associated factor 7. NCBI's taxonomy places the organism in Eukaryota, Metazoa, Chordata, Chondrichthyes, Rhinopristiformes, Pristidae. Bases 181 to 2193 code for a protein of 670 amino acids. The record is from RefSeq and is a predicted model, not a curated record. Gene Ontology annotation, cellular component: nucleolus. Gene Ontology annotation, molecular function: zinc ion binding; protein binding. Gene Ontology annotation, biological process: Notch signaling pathway; ribosomal large subunit assembly. The transcript is spliced from 21 exons.